This is a messenger RNA of Paramuricea clavata, 1465 nucleotides long. NCBI's taxonomy places the organism in Eukaryota, Metazoa, Cnidaria, Anthozoa, Malacalcyonacea, Plexauridae. The record is from the annotation of a GenBank genome assembly.
AUGAACGAACAAUGGAAACAGGCAGGUGUGUGCACGGACAAUGUAUCAAAAGACAAAAUGAAUUUUAUUAGGUAAGUAUAUGAAACAUAAAUUUAUUAGAUAGAGAUAAUAUAUUAUAAGUGUUGAAGACGAUAUUUCCCGAUUCGCCGUUUCGCUCACUCGUACAAUGUACUCGUGCAACUACCCGUUUCUGCAUGCUUAUAGUUUCAGUAAUAUCUUAACUAUAAGUAUGUCUUGUUUUUGUCUACUUUUAUUAGGCUUUCUUGUGUACUUCAUGUGCUUUUAAGUGCGGUGCUGCAUUACAUUGAUAACCCCAAAGAUGAGACGGAAAUGAGAGAACCAUGUGCAAUAAAUAAUGAAAUACCAGCUUCAACAUUAAAAAUUGCACAGAAGGUGAUCAACUUUUUUGCAGAACAACGAAAGGCAUUUCUGCUUGUAAGCUUUAGACUACUUUUAUAAAGCUUUUGUAUAACAGAGAUCAUAUAUACUUCGUCUGACAUCUGCAUGUCUAUAGGUUCUCAUUACGAAAGUUUGAUGCUGUUCCAAAACACUCAUGCAGUGUUUAUUGUUUAAAACCAAGCACCAAGGGUGGGUUGACUACAAAAUUUUUGUAGUUCGCUAUAACUACAGCUACUUCAAAAAUAUGUAGUCAGCUACAACUACUGCUACUUUUUAACAAAGGUAGUUCGCUACUGACUACAGCUACUGCUUAAAAAAUGUAGCGAACUAUUUCGCUACAUUAAUAUUUAGUUUUACUGUAUUAGGAGCAUCUACUAACUCAGUCUGUAAUGUAACCUAUAACAAAUCGACUUACGAGUAGCAACAGCAAACACAAAGAAACAUUUUUGUAAACACUACAGUGUUCAGGAGUGCAAAUUGACUAUUGUAUGAGUAUUGAUUUUAAGCAAACCGUGUCUCGAUCAAUAUCAUGCUAUUCUAUCAAGUUGCUAACAAUUUUAAAAAGUAGCGAAUAGCGAUUCGUUGUUUGAAAAGUAGUCAACUACUUGGCUACUUUUAGGUAAAAUGUAGUUUGCUACAACUACAGCUACUGUUUUAAAAAAGUAGUUAAAAACUACUGGCUACUUGAAAAUUGUAGUUCACUACAGUAGCGAACUACAACUACUUCACUACUACCCACCUUUGCCAAGCACUUGUGCGGUGUUUAUUGUUUAGCCUGAUAACAAUGUCAAUGUUCAAGUUAAAGUAUACGAGUUUCACUUUAAAUUAUCUUCCGCACAUGGCUGAUGCCAUUAUUUUUCACCAGUGUCAGUGAUUCAAUAGCCCAUACUGUAUAUAAACUACAAUCAUUUCAAGGUUUUUGUGAUGUAUUAUAUAGGUGUUGGAACCAAUAUCACUUGCAAACACCACUACUGAAUCUAAUCCCAAUGAUCUGAUCGCAUCAUUUGGCAAGUGGUUUAUAGCCAAUUGUAGUCCAUCUUCUAAUGACGAAGUGAGUAUGAUUUGA